Molecule: messenger RNA, 2195 nt
Organism: Abrus precatorius (Indian licorice)
Lineage: Eukaryota; Viridiplantae; Streptophyta; Magnoliopsida; Fabales; Fabaceae
Product: UDP-rhamnose/UDP-galactose transporter 6-like
Exons: 6
Coding region: 222-1190 (322 amino acids)
Cellular component (GO): Golgi apparatus
Molecular function (GO): UDP-galactose transmembrane transporter activity; antiporter activity
Source: RefSeq, a predicted model, not a curated record
UGUUGUUGGGUGCGUACCGCGUGCCUCUCCUACUACAAUCUGCAAACCAAUUCCCUUCUUCCAUUUUCCCACCUUUCGUAUCAUUCCAAGUUCCAAUGCAUUCUCAAUUCACGGCUUCGUUGUUUAUUUAAGUGGGCUGACCCAUGCACAUCAUUUGAAUGGAAUUUUAUGGAGGCUAGCUAGAAGAGAUCAGUGUGAAAUUGUGAAAAAUAAGAAGGAACAUGGCGCCAGCUAGCAAGGCUGAAAAGAAGGCAGCAGUGGAUGCAGCUGCAUGGAUGUUCAAUGUUGUAACUUCUGUUGGAAUUAUCAUUGUAAACAAAGCUUUGAUGGCCACUUAUGGCUUCAGUUUUGCUACAACAUUAACAGGUCUUCAUUUUGCUACUACUACUUUGAUGACAGUCAUACUAAGGAUGCUAGGAUAUAUCCAGGCUUCUCAUUUACCCUUACUAGAAAUUCUAAAGUUUGUUUUCUUCGCUAACUUCUCCAUUGUUGGAAUGAAUGUCAGUCUAAUGUGGAACUCAGUCGGAUUCUAUCAAAUUGCUAAGUUGAGUAUGAUCCCUGUAUCCUGCUUGUUGGAAGUUGUUUUUGAUAAGAUUCGGUAUUCAAGAGAUACAAAACUGAGCAUAGGUGUUGUUCUUUUGGGCGUUGGUGUUUGCACUGUUACUGAUGUGAGUGUUAACACAAGAGGGUUCGUUGCUGCCUUUAUAGCAGUGUGGAGCACUUCUCUGCAACAAUAUUAUGUGCACUUUCUUCAACGGAAGUAUUCGUUGAGUUCCUUCAACCUUUUGGGACAUACAGCACCUGCACAGGCUGCAUCACUCCUGUUAUUUGGCCCUGUUCUAGACUAUUGGUUGACAAACAACAGAGUUGACAAAUAUGCUUAUAACGCAGGCCCUUUGAUAUUCAUAUUUCUGUCAUGCACUAUCGCGGUGGGGACCAACCUGAGCCAAUUUAUCUGCAUUGGAAGAUUUACUGCAGUUUCAUUUCAAGUACUAGGCCAUAUGAAGACAAUACUUGUUUUAAUAAUGGGAUUCUUUUUCUUUGGGAGGGAAGGUCUCAACGUUCACGUGGUUUUAGGGAUGGUAAUAGCCGUGGUUGGAAUGAUAUGGUAUGGCAAUGCCUCAUCAAAGCCUGGUGGAAAAGAGCGCUUGAACCACUCUCUUCCCACCAACAAAACAGAAACCAGAUAGUUUCACAGCACUGGCUCGUUCUGGUGAUUUUAUUUGCAAAAGUUGAGGAUAAGAAGAUAGGAGUAGGAAAGUAUUUAAUUAUUUGAAAUUAAACCUUAUUCGUUAUAAUUAUUUCAACCUUAUUUGCUAUUCUUUAAAUUUUCAUCUCGGUUAUGAAAGUAUAUUAAUUCCCCACUCAUAAUUGUAAUAUGUGCUUAGAUGACGACGGCACUUUUUGAUGAAAUUUUCAUGCUGACACAAUAGUGCAAAUUGCAAUGACUACAUGAACCAUAUAAUAUGACACUUUACUCUUAAAAUUAUAUAUUUUCCUUGAAAAUGUAUAUUAGGUUUGUCAGAAUUACUGAUGAUUUAACGACCCAUAAUGAAAAAUAUAGGAAAAACGAAUAAAAAAGCAAGCAAAAUCUUAGGGAAGACCAUUAAUAUAAAUUCUUAGAAAAGAAAAAUGAGAUUUUGGGGAGUACUGAGAACCAUACCCUAUGCCUCAACGUUCAAUUUCUCCAAUUAACGCAAACGUAUAAACUUGGUUACCUUUUUCAAACGUCUUCCAUCAAUGUUCACGAAAAAUAAGUAAUUACGUACUAAUGUAUGCAUACAAAGCAGUGUGAAAACUUGCAACAAAAUAAAUUAUAGACGGGUAGCUACCAAAUCAAGUGUUUGGAAUAAAGUAGUGAUAUUGUCAUAUUAAAGAGUUGGAGAAAAUAUAGAACUACUUAAUUUUCAAAUACAUUUUGUGAAUCAAAAUCAUCAUUGUCUAACAAUAUGAAUUCCAUAUAGAAAGGAAAAAAAUUUCUUAAAAAAGGCUUACUUAUAAAAUGAGGAAAACAACGAUAUAUCCACCCUUAAAUUCUUUAAGGUUGGAAUUAUCACAUAUUUUAAAUUAUACGAAUAGUAAAGGACUUCCUAGUUUUUACUUUAUAAAUAACUCACUUUUAAAAAACCUUAUGAAUGUGAAAGGACCACAAACAAUUUUAAUAUCUCACCAAGUUACAAAAUGUUUUGCGUCGC